UAUAUAUUAUGCUGAAAUGUUGACUUUAAUCCUAUCUGUUCAUAUAUUAUACAAAUAGGCACAUGCAUAUCUACAUUGGUCUGUCUGAGUCAUGAUAGCAAUGUCUACUUCUGUUGUAUAGUUGUUUGAUUAAUACAAACUUAAUUUGGUCAGGUUUUAUUCAGUGAUUUAUUUCAAACUAUUUGGUAUAACUUUGCAGCUGAGAUAGCACGGAGUUCAAAUGGAAGAAUUUAAAACAAAUCUGUAAGUAACGCCUCAACUAACCUCCACAGAUUGCAUGAGCCCAAAUAUUAGCAUUGAGGGUCAGAGUCUGGACAGAUGUGUUGUCACUGUGGUUUGAUUUUGUGACAUCAGUGCCCGUGAGCAAGGUGUGUGUGUUGGGGAGUUGAACUUUCAUCUAUAUUUACCUUUUUAACCCCGACUGUCAGACAGAAUACCUAACAAGUAUUGAUCUUUGGACAUUUUAAGUGGAAAUCAUGGACUCUUACUGAUUUUUCUUGUGCACUUUUCUUUUUUUACCAAGACGUAAAUAGAGAAGCGGAAGAAUUAAGAGUUCUUGAGAAAACGUAGGCUGCAAAAGUUGUGUGCAAAACGAUCUCCCUAAUACUUUGUGCAUUUAUACGUAUAUUGCCAACAUACUGACACUUCUAAUUUUUUUAUUUUACGGUUCAAAGUCUCAUUUCUCCUCACGAACCUGAAAUACCUUUUAGUUUAUAGUUAAAAGUUCUAGUUUUAUCAUUACCCUUGACAGGUCUGGUCAUACAUAAAUACAGAAUAUGAUAAUGACUUGUCUUCACGAGUAGAUUAGGGCUAAUAUACAUCUAAAUACCCUCCCAAAAACACACACACACAACCCCACGACCCACGAGCAGUCGUCUGCGAGUAUCAAUAAUAUAAACAAAGCAGGUUUCUACCAGUCGCAGGAUGGUUGUGUGUCCAGGUCUUCUUCCCCUCGAGGAGCAGUAACCUUUUGUCCAACUUGUUGGUGGAUCUUUAACUGGUCGACUCAGUUAUUCAGAGGAUUGCGAAAGUCUUCAAAGCUCUGGAGGUGAGGCGUGGGUGCAGGGGAAGUUGGUAUGCAGUAAAGCAAGUUCUCCAGGGAGCAACAGUUGAGUGCCUGCUCCAGGUUGAACCGGGUCAGUCCUGCACCUGACGAAAACUGACAAUCAGGUCGGUCCCUAAAGAAGCAAAUACGAGAUGAGUGCUCCAGAGGGUUCGGUUAGGAGCAGCAGUGGCGUUGCAGUCAUGGAUAGUAAAGCUGAGAGCAUGUCUACCCAAAAGACUCGCUCCCCCCUCGUCCUCAACGGAGAAGCCCCCACAGCUGAGCUCUGUGCAACAGCUGAGCUGGAGGAAGCCACUGAAGGACUUUGCCUAGAAGAGCCUAGGCCAGUUCCCUUGGUGAGGACGAACGGACCAGCACCUCUGGCCCCAGCGGACGAGCUAUGGAGCACCAGCAGACACAAGGCAGUCAAGCUGAGGAUGGAGGGCUCGGGUCCGGCCUCAGAGACUCCCAUGACGGCCCAUCAGCUGUUUCUGCACACGGUGGAAACGUACGGGGAUCAUCCAGCCUUGGCUUCCAAAAAAGAGGGCCAGUGGGUGACCCUGACAUGGAGGCAAUACUAUGAGCAGUGCCGGGCGGCAGCUAAAAGUUUCCUCAAGUUGGGGCUGGAGCGUUACCAUGGUGUGGGGAUUCUGGGAUUUAACUCCCCCGAAUGGUUCAUCUCAGACAUCGGCUGCAUCUUUGCAGGGGGUCUGGCAACUGGAAUUUACACCACCAAUUCAGCUGAAGCUUGUCAGUAUGUGGCUGCCAACAGUGAGGCCAACAUCCUGGUAGUGGAGAACCAGAAGCAGCUCGACAAAAUCCUGCAGGUUAAAGAUCAUCUACCUCAUCUGAAAGCCAUCGUCCAGUAUAAAGGCGAGCUGCAGCAGAAAGCACCAUUUCUUUAUACGUGGGCGGAGUUCAUGAAGCUGGGAGAAGAAGUGCCCGACGAGCAGCUAAAUGCUGUGAUUGACAGUCUUCGUGCCAAUGAGUGCUGUACUCUCAUCUUUACCUCUGGAACCACUGGGAACCCUAAAGCAUGCAUGUUGAGCCAUGACAAUCUGACAUGGACAGUCCACACGGCAGCUUCCAUGGUCAACUUAAAGUAUGCUGAGGAGGUGAUGGUCAGUUACCUGCCGCUCAGCCACGCGGCAGCCCAGCUAGUGGACAUGUGGUUGGGUAUUUCUUGUGCUAUGACCACCUAUUUUGCAGAGCCAGACGCCCUCAAGGGCUCCUUAGUAAACACACUUAAAGAGGUUCGUCCAACUUGUUUCGUGGGGGUUCCUCGUGUGUGGGAGAAGAUGCAGGAGAAAAUGAAAGCUGUCGGUGCCAAGGCCUCCCCAAUGAGGAGUACAGUGGCGGGCUGGGCCAAGUCCAUAGGCCUGCGGUACAACUACAGUGUCAUGAACAGGGAGAAUCAGGUGCCUUGGGGCUUCAUGCUGGCUAAUAAUCUGGUCUUUAAGAAGGUCCGUGAAUCUCUGGGCCUAGACCGCUGCAAGUUAUGCUUCACGGGCGCUGCCCCCAUCACCAAAGACACUCUGGAAUACUUCAUGAGCCUGAACAUCCCUUUAUUGGAGCUAUAUGGCAUGAGUGAAAGCUCCUGCCCACACACCAUCUCCACUGACACCCAUUACCACCUCACAAGCUGUGGAAAAAAGAUGCCAGGCAGCAAGACGAAGCUGGAGAACCCAGAUGAGGACGGGAGUGGAGAGAUAUGUAUGUGGGGUCGGCACGUCUUCAUGGGCUACCUGGACAUGCCGGAUUUAACAGCGGAGGCUCUCGACCAGGACGGCUGGCUGCACUCUGGAGAUCUGGGACGACACGACCAGAACGACUUCCUGUACAUCACAGGAAGGAUCAAGGAACUGAUCAUCACUGCAGGUGGAGAGAACAUCCCUCCUGUGCCUAUCGAGGAUUCAGUGAAGGCCGAGGUGCCCAUCAUCAGCAACGCCAUGCUGAUCGGAGACAAGCUGAAGUUCCUCUCCAUGCUGCUCACGCUCAAAUGUGUGGUGGAUGACAACGGCGAGCCAACAGAUGAGCUGAGCCCUGAGGCCUUGAUAUUCUGCCAGCAUCACAACGUCACAGCCACCAAGGUGUCAGAGAUCGUAGCCAAUAAGGAGCCAGCUAUCUACAACGCCAUACAGGAAGGCAUGGAGCGCGCCAACGCCAGAGCAACGUCCAACGCCCAGAAGAUCCAGAAGUGGACGAUACUGGAGCGAGACUUCUCUGUCAACGGAGGCGAACUGGGACCUACCAUGAAACUGAGGAGGCCCAUUGUUGUGAAGAUGUACCAGGAGAAAAUAAAUGAAUUGUAUGCUGUGGCCACGGAGACACAGCAGACUGUACAGCAUUGAGAUGAGAUAAUACCUGGGUCAUGUUUGUAUGCUGCCCAGCCGUCAUAUUGAGAAAUGUGUAAAUGUCUUUCACCUGAAUGUUAAAAGUGCAAAAUACAUUUAAAUUAUGUUGUGUCUAUUGGAAUAGAUGUUUUAAUAUGUUUCUGUUGUCUGUUUCGAGUCGAGAUCACAAAUCAUAAAUCACAAAUUAGCCUUAAAGGCUUUACAAUCUUUACACAUACGACAUCCUCUGUCCCAGGACACUCACAUCAGUACAGGAAAAACUCCACCCCAAAAAUAACGGUUAGAAAAACAGGACGAAACCUUAGGGAGAGCAACAGAGAAGGGAUCCCUCUCUCAGGAUGGACAGAAGUGCAAUAUAUGUCAUGUGUACACAUACGAUUUCAAAGCAGCUGUGCACUUUUUGUAAAUAAAAUAUCCUAAUCAGAGCCA
Molecule: messenger RNA, 3825 nt
Organism: Cyclopterus lumpus (lumpfish)
Lineage: Eukaryota; Metazoa; Chordata; Actinopteri; Perciformes; Cyclopteridae
Product: long-chain-fatty-acid--CoA ligase ACSBG2-like
Exons: 15
Coding region: 1198-3393 (731 amino acids)
Cellular component (GO): endoplasmic reticulum; membrane
Molecular function (GO): long-chain fatty acid-CoA ligase activity
Source: RefSeq, a predicted model, not a curated record